GAGUUCAAAUGCACUGACCGUCUUCCGAAUGUCCGGUCGAAGCCCUUCUUCGAAGCGACGUGCUCGAUCCUCCUCCUCACCCAACAAUACUUUUACAGGCUUUAUCUUGGGGCACACUUGCAUUAAUUCCAACCACGGGAGAGACUUUUCCCACUCAGAUGGCAUGCAUUUUGCUGAGCAAUCUCGGAGCAUCAGUAACAGAGGUAGUGGGGGACGCCCUUGUUGCUGAGUUCAGCAAAACCCAGAAGGCAGGCGAGCUUCAAUCCUAUGCUUUCAUAGCACUAGCAGCUGGAGCACUAUUAGGCAAUCUCUCUGGUGGAUUUUUCCUACUAAAAACCCAAGAACCAAAAUCCAUGUUCUUCACCUUUGCUCUUCUGCUCACCAUCCAAUUAGCUCUAUCUUUAAACACCAAAGAAAUUUCACUUCCCUCCCCAGAUCUCGUUCAAAGGUCAAUAUCAGAAAAUCUCAGCAAACAGUUCUCCGAAUUGGUCACAGCUAUCAACGAGGAGAGGAUUUUCUAUCCUCUCUUAUGGAUUGUGGCCUCUACUGCCCUUGUUCCUCUUCUAUCUGGAUCCUCGUUUUGUUUUCAGACCCAAUGUCUAAAUCUUGAUCCUUCGAUUAUUGGUCUUUCUAAAGUUAUGGGUCAGCUCAUGGUUCUCUCAGCCACUGUUAUCUAUAACCGAUAUUUAAAGAGGAUACCUAUGAGGAGUCUUAUAUUUGGAGUACAAACAGUGUAUGCUCUCUCCUUCCUAUUGGACUUGUGUUUAGCGAAGCAAUUCAACCUUAUAUUGGGGAUUUCUAAUGAAAUAUAUGUCUUGUGUUUCUCGGCUUUAGCAGAGGCUAUAGCGCAGUUUAAGAUCCUUCCUUUUACAGUACUUUUCUCGAGAUUAUGUCCAUCUGGGUGUGAGGGGUCUUUGUUUGCAUUUUUUGCUUCGGUGUUGUGUUUAUCAUCGAUAUUCAGUGGUAUUUUUGGUGUUGGACUGGCUUCUUUCAUUGGAGUAAGUUCUGGGGAUUAUUCGAGCUUGCCUUUGGGGAUUAUAGUGCAAAUUUUAGCUGCAUUGGUUCCUUUAGGGUGGAUUUCUUGUGUUCCAAAUGUCAGGAAUUGUGACGUAACGAAGAAAGGGGCGAGGAGGUUAAAAGGUGGUUGACGCUGGCGGGGUGAAAACUGUGACCAGAGAAUUUUUUUUUUUUUUUUUU
Molecule: messenger RNA, 1197 nt
Organism: Asparagus officinalis (garden asparagus)
Lineage: Eukaryota; Viridiplantae; Streptophyta; Magnoliopsida; Asparagales; Asparagaceae
Product: probable folate-biopterin transporter 8, chloroplastic
Exons: 2
Coding region: 159-1148 (329 amino acids)
Cellular component (GO): membrane
Source: RefSeq, a predicted model, not a curated record